This is a messenger RNA of Oncorhynchus gorbuscha (pink salmon), 2930 nucleotides long. Its product is annotated as TNFAIP3-interacting protein 1-like. The record is from RefSeq and is a predicted model, not a curated record. Gene Ontology annotation, biological process: cellular response to lipopolysaccharide; negative regulation of canonical NF-kappaB signal transduction; regulation of transcription by RNA polymerase II. The coding region runs from base 351 to 2240 and encodes 629 amino acids. The transcript has 19 exons. NCBI's taxonomy places the organism in Eukaryota, Metazoa, Chordata, Actinopteri, Salmoniformes, Salmonidae.
CACCGUGCAGCAGCCCAACACUGAUCAUUUAAACAAAGACGACAUAACGACACAACCUCAAAAUCAUCCCCAUUUCAUGUUCAUUAUUAUACAUUCGUAGAUCAAGGACAGAUCAGUCUACGCUAGCGCUCAGUUGGACGGAGCCCAGGUCCCCCUGCUCUGCUCUGUUCUCUUCUGUUGAGGCUAUGAACUGCAUCAGAUUCUUUCUCUAUGUGGGAAUUCCCCAUGUAUCUCUAAAAACAUUGAAAUAGCUUCCCCCGACUCACCAGUUUCCUUAUUAAAAAGUGCCUCUCGGAAAGACGCUCAAUGUGUCGUUCCCAGCACCAUGCCUGGUAAGUGAAUCAGUGGCGAUGGAAGGAAAAGGGCCCUAUCGUAUCUACGACCCAGGCGGGGGCGAGGCUAAUGCCAGAGAGGCCAGGGAGGAGGGCAGCAGCGUUGGAGGGAGCAGCUAUAGACUACUGCUGGAAGAGAACAGCGUUCUCCGAGAGAGGAUGAAGGGACUCAAGAGCUUAGGAGACCUGUUGGAGGAGUCUCAGUGGGAGGCUUCUAAGUUACGUCAGCGUGUAGAGGAGCUGGUCAGAGACAACGAGGCCCUGAAGUCUUCGACCUCCAGCUUCGCUACCAGUCUGUGUAUGGGAGGACCUGUUCAGACUGAGACACAAGGUCAGAGGAAGCUUCACCGUCAGCCCAGUAACGACCAGAGACCGAGUCAGUCGUGUCUCUCAACGGAGAAGGCCCUACAUCAUGAUCAGCCCAGCGAAGGUCUGUCCGAGUUUGAGGUGGUGAAUAUGGAACAGAAGACCUCUGAUACCCUGACGGCUGGUGCAGGAACAGGACAGCUUCCUCAGGAGAACCAGGAGUUAACCAGCCAGCUACAGCGUCUAGAAAGCUCCUUUAGUAUCUUUGCUGAGGCGUCCAACCCCAACCAGCUCCUAGCCCACCUGGGACGCAUGGCCGUCGAGUUCCACCACCUCUCCACCAAGGUCCAGAAGAACGAGCAGAGGACCUCCCUCCUACAGACUCUUUGUGAGCAGCUCAGACACGAGAACAGCGAGCUGAGAAAGAAGAUGGAGGAAGACCUUCAGUACAGAAAUGGAGAUGUGGAACUGCUGAGACCAGAGAACCUGAAGCUGAAAGAGCAGGUAACGGGAGCAGGAGAGACCGCGGCAGAGAGCGAGAGGCAGCCAGAAGCCAAAGAAGACGUGGUGAAAGCGGAAACUGCCAGCGUUAGAUCCAAGAUGGAGGUCAGCACACCACAGAAGCGGAGGGGGAAUGCCACAGAGAUGGAGAAAGCCCUGGCCAAGCCCUGUGACCCAGAGGCCUACGAGAAGAAGAUCAAGCUUCUAGAGAAGCAGAGGAAAGAUGUACUGGAUGUUAACAAGCAAUGGGAUGCCCAGUGGAACUCGAUGAAGUCACAGUUUGAACAGAAGAUCACAGACCUGCGUCAGCGGUUAGCGGACUCCCAGAAGGCCGUGCAGGAGUUAGAGGCGGAGCGAGAACAGAGGCAGCGGGACUACGAUAAGAAGCUGCUGCUCGCCAAGUCCAAGAUUGAGAACGUACAGGGGGAGAAGGAGUGUCUGAACUCUGAGAGCACAGAGUUGAAGCAGAAGAUUCGUUACCUGCAGGAUCAGCUGCUGCCACUCAGUAAACAGAGAGAGUACCAGGAGAAGGAGAUACAACGCCUCAACAGGGCUUUAGAAAAGGCCCUGAACCUGCAUCCUCCCCCGUCCUCCCAGCAGCCACCGGGCCAGGGCACCAGUGGUAACCAUGACGACAUGCCUAGUAACUUGAGGCAGGAGCUUCUCACUCAGAUAACGGUGUUAAAGGAACAGGUGAAGAUCUUUGAGGAGGACUUUAGGAAAGAGAGGAGCGACAGGGAACGAAUGAACGAGGAAAAGGAGGACUUGAGGAGACAGGUGGAGAGGCUGCAGGGUCAGGUGACCAACCUCACCAAUCAGGCCCAGAGGGAGAGAUGCAAGCUGGAGAGACUACAGAUGCAGCAUCAUAAACAGGUGGCUCCAGGAGGAGGCCCGGGACAGGAGGUCCGGACAAUACACCACCAGCCCAGGAUACUCAACAUCGCCGCGGCCGCCGACAGUGUAGCGCAAACGGAACGUAGCAACUUCACACCGGUAAGGCCCAGAGGCCCCAGGUGGGCCGGCGCCGGGGAUGGUUCCAGACCUCCACCAGAGAACAUGGAUCAGUCCACUGCAACUGGGUUUGGAAGAAGAGAGCGAUAGAAUAUUGACCCUGGAAAGCACUAAGGUCCUCUCUACCAUUUGUUCUCUCACCGUGGAGCCAGCUGGGUGGUAGCAGCAUGAAUCAGUUAGUUUUCUGUUGACCAGGUGUGAUUUGAACUAUACUUUUCCUACUGAACUGUAGAUAUCCUGUUGUAAUGUUGUUUAUACUUGCCUUUUUUAUAAGCCUACUUGUGAAACACUGUUUUCGCUAUUCAGAAAUAUAUUAUAAUUUAGAUGCGUUUCUUUUUUAACCUCUUCAUUUUUUGGGGGGAGAUUCAACAUCUGCUUCAUAUGAUUCUAUGCAGGAACUGAAGUCAUUUGUGUGUAAUAGGUUGAAAUGAUCCAAAUGUAAUAUUUAAGACAAUAUACCCAAGAGAUUAUCGGCUAUUGACGAUCGUCCCAUUUGCAAAAUAUGUAUAAAGUUUUUACAAAGCAGUUUUGUUUCUCGUAGGGUCAAAGGGCUCUUAUUAUCCCAUGUCAAUAACAACAAGUACUACUUCUAUUCAUUCCAACCAUUUAUAUAAUGAAAAGGUCAAUUGCCUUGGAAUUGGAAUCUAUAGAAAUGGUAACCGUGGGAUUUGUUCACUACUGUUGGUGUUCUAGAACUCUACCACAAGUAGAACUGUUCAUACAGUGAUUGUUAUAACACAGUAAACUUGGGAAGUGAAUUUAGCUGGUAUAUCAUGCCAA